AUGGCAAAGUCUAUGAGAUCCAAAAGCAAACGCCGAUUCAGGGCGAUUAAGAGAGUUGAAGUUUUUGCACCUGUCGAAGAAGAGAGAUUACAGCAACAAGCUAAAGAACAGGCUGAAGCUGCCCUAGUCGAAUCACUCCAUAUGCAAACAGAAAAGACAUCUGAAAACGAUCAAACCAUUGUUGACGACGAUGAGGAACAAAGAGGACGGAAGGGUGCUCCUCUUGCUGCUCCAAAGAUGGAAAUAGACGGGUUUGAACCUACUCCAAAGCAACUAAAGAGACAAAAGAUGCAACUGUAUCUGUCGGGCAACCAGUUUAGGAAGAAGAAGAGGAUUGCAAAGCUCAAGGCUACAGGUCGUAAAGCUCCCAAGAUCGCUAGGAAGGGGCGAAAAAUCUAA
Molecule: messenger RNA, 399 nt
Organism: Synchytrium microbalum
Lineage: Eukaryota; Fungi; Chytridiomycota; Chytridiomycetes; Synchytriales; Synchytriaceae
Exons: 3
Coding region: 1-399 (132 amino acids)
Source: RefSeq, a predicted model, not a curated record